AUGUCGGAUGGGAUCGCAGUGUCAUCGGAACAAGUCGCAAAGACAUUGGAACAGAGCGCAGUAACAGCAGAUCAAGACAAAGUGGCACUGUUAAGUGAGUUCAAAACCGCGUUUGUUGAAGCUGGCGAGGCGAAUGGCCAACAGAUAGCAGCACCCGAGAAGCCACUGGCGCCACCUUACUUUGACGAUCUUACGAAGAAUGCUGCGCUUCAAUCUUUUGAAAAUAUGGAAUUGCCACUGCGAGCCACAUUCUUGGAUAAUCCGUACGCAUACUUUUGGAAGACAAAGAUCAAAGAGUUGUUGGGAAGGCUGGCGUUAUUGGAUGUAAAAGGUUAUACUUUCUGA
This is a messenger RNA of Gongylonema pulchrum, 345 nucleotides long. The record is from the annotation of a GenBank genome assembly. NCBI's taxonomy places the organism in Eukaryota, Metazoa, Nematoda, Chromadorea, Rhabditida, Gongylonematidae.